Cuscuta europaea is the source of this 3538-nucleotide messenger RNA. The record is from the annotation of a GenBank genome assembly. Lineage: Eukaryota; Viridiplantae; Streptophyta; Magnoliopsida; Solanales; Convolvulaceae.
UUCCAACUUUACCCUCCUACGUGCAUCCUUCUCCUCGCCCAGACUACUCUUGUCUCCCCACAUGCCACAUCAUCCAUUCAACUUCUCUUCCCUUCUCCACGCAUCAUCCAAUCUAAUCCCUUAGUAGAUUAGGAUUUCUUUUCUAAAUCUUAAAUUCUUCUCCCCACACUAGCUUAUUUUCUCCAAUCUACUCAUAUUUUAGGUUGCAAGAUGGUGAGUUUGCUUCUCAGGUCAUCUUCUCUGAUUGGAAACCUACAACAACAAGCUCUUCGGUUGUGGCGGCGGCUAGCAUCGUCUAGCGGCGAGCAUCGGUGAGCAUCGAGGGAGUGGGUAUCAAUUGUGAUCCGGAUCGGUUGGUAGAGUAAAGUUGCUCAUUCUUCUCCCUCCUCCUUCUUCGUCUUUUGUGGCUGUGCCUGUCUCUUGCCUCUUCUGUUUCGUCGUACAAUUGCCAAAAUUUUCUCUACAUAUGCCAUCAAAAUGACAUUUUUAUUCUUCAAAAAUUUCAUAUUUUCCUUUGAAAAUGUCAUUAAGAUGGCAAUCUCGAUUCAAGUUGGCAUUCUGUUUAAAAAGUUGGCAUCAGCGGCGCCGACGGCUAGAUCUACAGAAGUGGUGGCCGGAUCUGCAACGACGACAACCAGAUCUGCAAUGGUGGCGGUCGGAUCUACAUGGGCGGCAGUCAGUGGCCAAAUUUAAGGCGGAAGUGGCCAAAUCUGUAGCGGCGUCAGCCAAAUCUGCAUGGGGCGGUUAGGUUUGAUGCAGCAGUGGCGGCAGGUGGAUGCCGACGGCGGCAGGCGGUCUACAGGUCCGCAAGUAUAUUUUUGUCAAGGUUAAGGGAUAUUUGUGUCCAACAACAAAUAAUAACUCAUAUUUAGGAAAUAUUUAAACUUUAGUCCUAUUUUGACAAUUAAGAACUUAAUUACUCCCAUUUAGGUAAUAAAUCUCCCCUGAGAAUACUCAUCUAAAAUGGAGCUCAAGAAUGACUUUUAAUACGGAGUAUGUAAUAGUAAAUUUACCUCACUUUUAUUGGUUAUUCAGUACACAAAAUAAUUUAGAAGUCCAUUUAAUAACAUUAAAUCGAUUGAAUCGGGUGCAAGUGAUGAAAUUUUACAUAAAUUUGUUAGAUUGAGGAAAAGUUAAAUUUGCAGUAUAUUAUACUACAUAUUAAUAAAAUAUAGAAAAAGUCAUAUUAAAAAUAACUAAAAUAACCUUUUUCAAUAAAUUCAUCUAUUUCGGUCAAAAAAGUAAAUACGGAGUAUCUUUUUAAUUGGAUUGUAGAUUUGUGACCAGGUGAAGGGUGAACAUCACUCUCCUUUUAGGGUGAGCGAAAUUACUUUCUCGAAAUACUAGACAAGAAUAAUCCAAUUAUUAGUGAUCUGCUUGAAAUAAUCCAAAGUAUCAAUUAUCUCAAAAUAAUCUUCUCAAAAUACUCCGAUGACUUAUAAUUACCUGCAAAUAACUUACUCCCUCCGGUUUCAAAAGAACUUCACGGUUUUUAAGAAAGUGAAAUUUUUUGUUUUGACUUUCCUAUUAUGCCGCCAAUAAAGUAGAUAAAAUAUAGUGGGAGAGAGAAAGUGAAUGUGAAGUUUAUUUUGGAUCCACCCAAAAAGGAAAGUGUGAAGUUGUUUUGGGAUCGGAUAAUGUAUAAAUUUUUGAGCAAGUGGAAUAUUUUGAGAAGAUUUUUCAAUAGUUGGGAUUAUUUUGAUUUAACCGAUACUUUGGAUUAUUUCAAUCAAAUCAUUAAUAGUUGAGAUUAAUUUUGUCCAUUUUUCCUAUUUUCUAUUAUUUCCAGAAAAACUCUACUUUAUAAUUUAGAUCUCAUACCGGUGGGCGUGGUUCAACUGGUAGAUAGGGGUGCCACAAGGGUUAAGUUUCGAGUUCGAAUUCCGGCAACUGCGAUGAGAGGUUACUAUGCUGAAAUGCAUAGAGUCUCUGCAAGUAUCAGGACAAAAGUUCCACUCUCUAUCUACCAGCUUGUGAUUAAAGCUCAAUUUACAUCAUCCCAUCUAACUGUCCGAUCGGUGUUGCGAGCACAUUGAUGAUGUCAUCCUUUUUUAUAUAUUUCUACGUAUAAUUUAGAUCUCAUAAAAGUUAAAGUAAAUGCAACCAUACAGCAACAACUUAUUCUAUGGUCAAUUACUAAUCCCACAGACCUGCAGAUCAUAGUCCCACCAUGGACUAACGGUCAUAUUUUUUCAAAACUGUUGAAAAGUUUUAAAAAGCUACUUCCCUUUCUAUACACAAAAAAGACUUGUUUGGUUUUGGGUCAUACCUAUCUUUCAUUUUCCAUCUCCAUCAAAGACUAGCCGUAAUUAUCAUUUUCUAAAACACCAUUCCGCUGCUUUUGACUCAGUUCACUUUAAGUCCCUCCAAACAUGGGUUGCUUUGCUUCUUGUUGCCCUACCUUAAAGCACAAGAAGUUCAUGAAGUCUCUUAAUAAUAACUCUCUCUCUCCUCCCUCCAAACACCAGUGUCUUCAAAGUCUGCUGCAAAUCCCUCAUGAAAGUGAAUUUAUUAUUGGUAAAGCAAAGCCAUCUCACAUCGAGGAUACUGCCCUACCCAUUGCUGAUUCAAAAGAGAAAGAGAAGGUGACAUUUGAUCUAGAUAUUAACCAAGAAGAUGAGCAGAAAGAUGGGCAAAGUAAGACAGAGAUUAGUACUGAUUCAAGCUUGUUUUCAUUCCCACUGGAUAAUCAUAACUGCAAAAGUGGUGAUGAUGAGAAUCAAGAAGAAUCAUCUGAGUCACUCUUCUCUCUGUCAAUAGACUCCAUCCGGAGGAAUCUCUCUAGAUCUGAGAGGGAUGAAGUUAACAGUCCCUUGAAGCCAAAUCGCAGAGACAGUAGCCCAUUUGUUAAGUCUGUCUUGAACCCAAUCCAAUGUAUUGUUAAACCAGGAGCAGCUAAGGAGAAGAAACCAUCAUCACCACUAAUGGAGCUUCAAGAAAAGGAGAACCAGAAUGUUGAACCUAGCCUUUCUGGCUGGUUGGUAGAAAAGGGAAAAAAGACCCUAAACUCUGAAGACAGUCCAGAUUCUGUUGGGAACUUAUCCCAAGAGUUGAGAAGAACAAAGUCUAAAAAGGAAUCUGGGAGGAGGCCAAUUUUGGGAGAAUUGAACCUUGAAGACAUCCAAGCUUGAACAAUAUAUAAAUACUCCGUAUUCAAAUUUAAGUUCAAGAAACUAUAGCUGCUGGAGAUGUAGUCUUUGGUUCGUGUAUCUAAUCCCAAUGUAAAGAUAAUAAUCUCCUCGAAUCUCCAUGAUCAAUUGUUCUGUAUGAGUAUAAGGGUGGCUAGGAAAACAAAGAAUUGAGGUAAAAUUGAGCAAAUCAGGAGUGAACUUGUCACUUUGUCAGGAAAUAAAAUUUGAGGCAAAAUGUAACUACUCAAUGAAUAGAUGAUUUAUAUAUUUGUAUGCAACUUGUAGAAUUGAAGAUUGAGUUUGGUUACCCAAUUGGGUUAGUAACACAUCCAACCCAAUUAAGUCUACAACCCUUUUUAAACUACAGUGUAUUUGCUUUUUUACUUCUUACUAUGACUCUUUAUUUA